GAUUUAAAUUCAAUCUCACGUCUUGAUAAGUGUCUAGUAUAGUAAAGAGUAAACUUCUUGAAAUUGUUGGCCAGAUAUUCUUUUGCAUCUCGUUCUUUACUUGAACAAAACUUUGAAGAGCCAUCAAUCUCUUAUUCUCGUCAAGUUCCUCUGCCACAGCAACUCAUUAUCCGCACCGAGCUUCUCAUCGUUGUCAACUAUUCAUGCUCUGCGACAAAACUCACCUAUUUAUUGGUUUGUCAUUUUCCGCAGCCAGUACAACUCUCCUCGAAGAAUCGAAUCACCAUUGAAAUUUCUGAAAAUGGCUCCUGUCUCUACCCACGUCUUAUCCGAUCGAAGUGAGACGACAUUUCAUCCAUUCCCACGGCUACCAUUAGAAAUUCGACGGCUGAUUUGGAGAGCUGCACUUCCUGGACCAAGAAAUGUGGUUCUGAAACGUUUUCGCCUGAAGCACCCCGAGUAUCCCACUGUUCAGCCACAAUUUAGCAGCAGACUCAAUUUAUUUCGCCAUGGUGGAAGAUCAGUCGUAGGACUUGCGCCUGUAAACUCAAACCCAGCAAUCUUCUACACUUGCAGAGAAUCGUUGGAGGUUGCUUCUGAGACCUACACGCUUACUUUUGGAUCGUUGGGAGUUAAACCACGAACAUGGUUCGAUUACAACAUUGAUUCGCUUCAUGUUGACGUUACAUUCCUGUUGCCACGCGCAUUCUGCAGUGAGUAUCUUCUCAGCAGGCUUAAAUUUUGGCCCAGAUCUUUUAUUUCAAGGCCCGAAAUUAGUGGUCUAGACAAUGUCGUCGAUAUGGUUUACGUGGUACCAGGUGCAGACGGCAUUUAUCGUCCAAUUUUGUCUUGAAGUCAACUAAAUAGGAAAACCCUCAGAACUCGAACUCCAUUUACUACCUCCAAUUGCACCUUCUACAGAUGAAAUGAUACCACCAUAGUUGGUUUCAGUCACAAACUAUAUUAUGUCAAAUCCGCGGCAUCCAAAAUGAGGUCGGCGCUCACAUUUCAGAAUUAACAUAUCGAAAGUUUGCUAUAGAUUAUAUCUAUCUCGAAAUUGACUGGUUUCAAUGGCUUGGUACGGAAACAUUGGGCCAACGCCAAUGUAAGGAUACCGCGGGAUUGAAGCAUCUAGCAUCUGGGCUCUCAGGGCAUAUUCGGAAUCAUAAGUUACAGAAGAACAUUGAGCUUUCAUGGGGGCGUAGCUGAAUUGAACAGAAAAUACAACUUCAACUAGCUUUGAAAGAUGUUACCGUAUGCUUCUGAUUUUACUCUCCAUUGACCAGUACCUCUUCCUACGUGGCACACAAUACAUAUCGUCACAUGUAUAGUCUGAAAUCA
This is a messenger RNA of Botrytis cinerea B05.10, 1341 nucleotides long. RefSeq lists its product as hypothetical. NCBI's taxonomy places the organism in Eukaryota, Fungi, Ascomycota, Leotiomycetes, Helotiales, Sclerotiniaceae. The transcript is spliced from 3 exons. The record is from RefSeq and is a predicted model, not a curated record. Bases 302 to 853 code for a protein of 183 amino acids.